UUCAGCACCUGAAGCCCCGGCGAGAUGCCCAGCCUCUCCUGGCUGACCUGACACGCGUAGGGCGGCGGGACCCAGGAAGCUCCAGCCGAGCGUUUGAUGCCGUUGCUUAGCAACGAGGGAAACUUACUGUUUUCGGGAGGCUUUCGGGUCGAGUUCGAGCGACCGCCAAGUUCAUUUUUAAUAUUGUGGGUAUAUGUCUUAUAAUUGUUAGCGUAUUCAAACAAUGUCGAGAGCAGCUACAAAGAAAAGAGAGAACUCUUCCAGUCGAGUGGCUUCAUCCCAAGGCCUGGCGUCGUUUAAAGAAGCAUCGUCGCUGCUGGCCAGCGCCUCCGAGGGAUCAGGGGAGCCCCGAAAGGGUCGGUGUUCGGUCUGGCCCGAGUGGAAUGACGCCGAGAUCAAUUUGGAGAAGUGGGAUAGUACCAAGGGCUCCAGAGAUGGAAAGGCAGGGAAAAGUCCAUCUCUGCCCGUCUUCGAGGACCCCGAGGGGAAGAUCGAGCUGCCCGGAUCCCUGAAGGUCUGCUCCUGGAUCCGCCCGCUCGACUUCAUUGCCCCCAAGCCACCUGUCGUGGUGGAGAAUGAAUCCACCUUUGACAUCACGUCCGCCAACGAGCAUUUGCUGUGCAGCGAGCUCAUAAGGCGGAUAAUCAGCGAAAUCUACAUCGUGUGGAAAGUCUGCAGCAGAGAUGCCAAAGAGGGCGAGUGGGAUUCACCAGAGCCCCGUGACCAUGCAUGGAGCCCGUGGGAACACAUCUACUCUCUCUGCAAGGCAUCCAAAGGCCACAUGCCCCUCUACAACCCCUACGGGAAGUACGUGGUUCGACUCUUCUGGAUGGGCUGCUGGAGAAAGAUCACCGUGGAUGACCUGCUUCCCUUUGAUGAGGAAAACAGGCUGCUGCUCCCCGCCAGCACCGUGCAUUUCCAGCUGUGGCCGAUGCUCCUGGCUAAAGGCAUUAUCAAGCUGGCGAAUACCGAAGUGGGCCCAGGCCAGGCCCGGGAGAUGGAGGACUUCAGCAUCGUGCACACGCUCACUGGCUGGCUCCCAGAGUUCAUCCCGCUGCAGACUAGGUACCUCAGUAAAUUGUGGGAAUUCCUGACGGAGAGCAUCCCAAAGUUUCAGCAUGCAGAGUGGCCAGAGGAGGCUCCGUCGCUGAAGGAGGCGGCUGGGAGGCGGAGCUCCACGCAGAGUGAGCACCAGAGCCAGUCACCCACGGAAAACAGAGGCUCAGACGCAUUGGGAGCAGGCACACAAGCAGCAGUACCACAGAUAGUGGUGUGUGCCAGCUACCAGCCACAGUACCUGCUGGAGAAGACUUCAGUAUUGGGGCAGAUGGCAGACUCCUCGGAAAAGCUGAGGCGAUGCGGUCUGUCCCAGUUGCACAGCCACACAGUGCUGGUGAACAGGACGAGGGCCUGUCCCCUUAUCACCCCACCCAAACCUCCACCUAUUCCACGAUGGAAGCUUGUGCGGCUGAGGAAGCAGAUGAUGCCAACCGACGAGCCCAAAGAAACGCCCGAUCUGAAACCUGAUCGGUUCAUUGAGAUCUCAAGCCCCUUUCUGAAUAGACUAACAGCAGUCGGUAAUCCAGAGGUACGCAGCUGCAGCUCCACCCUCGCAUCCUUCACCGAACAGGAGGAGCAAGAGGAUCAAGACCUCCCACACGUGGGGGUUGCCGGUACAUCGGACACCAUGGAGGGAACGGCGGGAGAAGUCAGAAGCGGAGAGGAGAAUGUCAGCAGCGAACUGCAGGAUUCUUCAUCUACAGCAGAAAAGCCCAAGUGGACCAAGGGGAUGAACCCAGUGGAGGCCACGCUGCAGGAGACCUGGCUCGAUCUGGACGACUUCGUCAAGUGCUUUCAGACACUCCUGGUAUUUCAUAAACCUGACACAUACGCUAAUCGCUACGAGAAGUCCAGUUUUAAGAGCACCUCUUCCUCCAAGGCGUCGUCUACGAGCCUGUCAACGGCCAGCGCUCAAGCCAUGCCCGUCAAACCGCAGGCGACAUCUUUGUCGGCAGAUGACAAGGGGAUCCUCUUCCUGCUCGUGGACAGUCUGCUGCCUUCCCAAAUCUUAAUAAGCUUCUCCUUGCUGGCCCACUGGGGCGGGACCCCAGAUGAAAGGAAGUAUGCAUCAUGUCAGCCUGGGCUCCUGCUGGCCAGGCCGUUCUCCUGGAAGACCGUACAGUUUCAGCUGCCUGUCCUGAACAUCCAGACAACAUCCACCAAGGCAGCCCUGUUAUCCCUUCCGCCUGGGCGCCGGGUGCUGCGUCUGACCAUGCAGGCUCCUCUGGCCUAUCACGUCGCCCUGUGUAGCACAGCGCCGUUCCUGUGCGAAGAUGAGGAUGCCGUGAUGGCACACCUGAGCAAGGACAGUGUUCGGUUCAGGGAGCAGGCUGCACUGGUCCUGGGGGCCCUGAGCAGAGUGGUGAGCAUGUUUAGCAAUGCACAUGAGCUUCCGGCUGCCAUGAUGGAGCUGGGCUUGGCCUGCGGACCUCCACUCCUACAGGGAGGGGGCUGCGGGGAGCAUGCCCAGGUGUUUAGCGACGCAGUGUUCCACAUGGUGACCGUAGCGCUGAACCGGAAGCUGACCACAGAGGAGGUGUUUGCACUGCAGGCCCUGCUUAGAGACCCCUCGGCUGGGACUGGUUUCCUGGAGCACAGCGCAUCCUCUGGUGCAGAGAUCCCAGAGCUGUGGAGGAGCAGAGAGGCCACAGCGAAGGAGACGGCGGCUGCCAGCGUCCUGCAAGCCGGCUGGAGGGGGCUGCACGUGCGGGAGGUCAUUCGUGCCUCCCGGCCAGGUAUGGUGGAGAAUACCGGCAUUUCGAAGACGCUGCGUGACAUCUGGGCUCUUGUGGAAUCGGACCGGGAGAAGCACGCUGCGUCUUUGCUGAGGCACAUUUUCAGCAGCAACGAGAAGAUGGCGGUACUCUACCCGUGCUAUGAAGACGAGCCGAGCCGCGUUCUGUUCACCGAUUACUCUGUAGCUGUUCCGGAGCAGCCCGCUCACUCCUGGGGCCUCGUUUUCCGAGAGGUGUUUUUUGUCCACGCGGACGUGCUGCUGGAGCCGAAGGUGUACACGGCCUUGGCGGCCUGCGUCCUGCAUGUCAUCGACAAUGACUCCGGCAAAGAGGUGCCCCGGGUCUUUCAGGAGGUGGAGCCUCACGUCUACAGACCAAACCAGAGGGGGUACACCUUUGUGGCUGAAGCCCAGUUCGGGGAUACGCCCCCUCCUGCUGGGAGGUGGAGGAUGCGACUGAUCCGGUCAUGUGACCCGCCUGCCCAGCUCAGCAGGGACACGCCGCUCUGCAGCUUUGCCACCAAGGAGUUCAGGGACUAUUACAUUCCUGAUGAGAGGAAUAUAAUAUGCAGAUUUUCGGUGAAGGUGACGAGGGAUCACGUCGGCACGGUUCAGGUCCAGAUGACGGAGCCUGACAUCUACGUUAAGCUGACGGUCCUGGACGGCGAGGAGGAGGUGGCCAGCGCCACAGGGAGGGCCCAGGCCAUCGUCCCCACCUUCCGCUUUUCACCCAACGACCCCCCCAAGCCGCCCCCUGGAGGCCAGGGCAGCUCAGUCGUCAAUCAGAGUGGUGGGCCACUGACAGCCACAUCCCGCGGCCUUGGGGAGUAUGUGGCGUCCAGUCAGCUCCUGACUGCUGACAACCAGCUGACCCAGCCAAUGAGUCACAAGUACAUCAUCCAGGCAGAGGUGCUGCAUAAAAGCAGGUCACUGUACAAGAACACGGAGGCUUCGCAGGAGAAGGACCGGACAACAGUCAUUGUGGAGAAGCAGGAGGACCAGGUAGCAGCAGCGAGCAUGGAGACGGCAAGCAGUGAGGGGCAGAAGGCCAGCACUCCCAGAUCCAGCCGCAGGACCAAAGAGAAGGAGAAGAGCAAGACCGCCCUGAAGACAGGUCUCAGGCAGGGGAGCCAGAUCCUGGAUGUGAGCAGGCCCCAGUGGACCCUUCGCUUUGUGAGUGAUCAGAGCGAGGCUGAUUCCGUUCAGGUCAGCAAGGACACGGAGAGAGCGGACGAGAUCAAGGCCAUGAAGAAAGCGUGGGAGGCGGUGGAUCCGGGCCGGUCCCUCAAGGCACAGCAAGUCCGUCUUCAGUUCAUCAGUAAACACUUGGGCCAGGGGCACGCUGGAGAGACUGUGGAUGAGGAGGCCGGUGCAGAAGCCGGCACCCCAGAUGUCCUUCUGAGUCCCUCCUCGACAGACGUGGUCCAGCCCUGCCAGACAGAUCCACCCCAACCCGCUGCCCACACACCCGUGGCCGUCACGCCCUUCAUCGGCUCCGAUGUCCUCUCUGACAGCUGGAAGCCCGUGGUGGGGGAGCACAGGAAGCCCAAGGCAGAACACAUCCAGAGCUUCCGGCUGGUCCGUGACAUCAUCCUCGAGCACAGAAGGCAGGAGAAGGAAAGCCGGAACGCGUUAAAACGGAGGCAGGUGGAGAUGUACGACGAGCUGCAGAUUCUCCUCAACGAGCAGCGGCUGAAGACACUCAAGGCGAGGGAGGGCUAUUGGAGCCCACGGCGGGAGGUGGGGCUGAGGCAGAAGGAGGCCGAGCUGCUCGCGGCUCAGCAGGCGGAGCCCAACAAGGGCCCACUCUCGGCGCAGCCCCUCCCCAAGGGCACCAUGAGGGCCAAAAGCGCGAACAAGAAGAAGUAACACAUCACAAGAGCCAGGGUUCUGCAGAAGAGACCUGGUCCAAACUUCAGGGUGAUGCAGCAGCUUGGCCAUGUCGAAUCUAUACUUUGUACACACUGCCUUCUGCUUUGCUCUCUUUAACUCUGUCCUUUAAUAGGAUCCCUUGUUAUGCUCAAUGCAAAUACAUGGCCAAUCCCAACUGCUAGACCCAGUUCCUUGCCUCCAUUACGAUUUGCAUUGCUGCAUACACCUGCUGUCUGAGUCUGAUCCGCCCACCCCCUUUAACACCCAUCCCUUUAAGGGGAAGCGUGCCCCCCCGCUUCCCCUUUGUAAUAAUGUUGCAAACCCCAGCUUGUCUUUGGCACCCAGCUGGGAGUGAUUUUGUUUGUGUUUGUUUUCAUCCUUCCUCACAGGAAAUAACAAGAGGGAUGUUUUGUUCCUGUGCUAUAUUGUUUUGACUUUUAUACGUAUGACAUGAUAUUAUCUCUGCCUUAUACUUGAAGGUCAAGCAAUCAAUUAUAUUGACAAAUCGAUGGAGUCCAAACCGGCCGCUGGCUGGGAGGGUGCCCCAGGGCAUCGAUCGGCCAUGUCUGCCGCUGCUCUCCGUCUGCAUCUUGGUCCCGUUUGCUGUUGGUUCUCCAGUGGCCAGCAGUGCCUGUUGUUCUAUUCCCAACCACCCAUGCUGAGCUGAAAGAUCUCACUGAAAGAUCGCAGUCCUGUGGAGCAUUACGGUGGUUAGUCGCAGGGUAGGUUCUGCAAAAACAAGUUUCCCUGGCCGAAGGGGAUCAGCUCGCUACUGUAUACUGUAGGCAGCUUGUGGCAUAGUCGAAUAUUUAAUUCAUGAUUUUUUUUUUGUUAAUAUUGUGGGGGAGGCUUAGUUGCUUUGGUAAAAAGAAACCCAGGCACCUUUGCAGAUGUGCAAUAUUCUGAAAUUAAAACAGGACAAUGGUGCCACCUAGUGGUGUUUAAAAUUAAUGACAGGUUGGCAAACCGGGGGCCUGUACUACGAAUUGGGGUUACUGGCUUAUUGGAGUAGCUUGUCAGAUUUAGUCUGGGAAAAAUUUAAGUGAACGAAUGUAAAGGCCAUUUAAACUGUGGUACCUUAAAUCCGAAAAGUUACCCCGAUAAGCCAGUAACCCCAAUUCGUAGUACAGGCCACUGGUCUUGGAGGGUCAUGUGGUUAGCUAGGUCCCGUUCCAGUAGAGAUUUUAAUUAACCUUGACUGAGAUGUUGAGUUGAGGUCUGUUAGUUCAGCUAUCAUUUUUUUAAAAUAUUGUUACACCAAACAGAAUUUUAAAUUUGAGCUGUAGGAUUUAAAUGAUUUUACUUCCCAUUUAUCGAUUUCCUUGAGUAUCACUUCUGUCUCUGUUGUGAUGUGUGUAAUGUCUGUAUUGUCUGCGAUGUCGUUCUUAAUUAGGCCGUCACGUCCUUUUGAUUCAUGCCCUAAUAACUGUUGUUUUGUCUCCUUGUGAUCCUGUUCUUAACCGCUGUUCUGUGUCGUUCUGUCUCAACUCCCUUUUUGUCAGUCUGUGCUGCUUUUAUUCAUCUGCUUCAAAUCCACUUGUAAUGUUCCUAUUAAGUCUUUGAGCACCGUAAUGAGGUGCGCAAUAUAGGAAUAAACUGAA
Brienomyrus brachyistius is the source of this 6267-nucleotide messenger RNA. It is a transcript of the gene adgb, whose product is annotated as androglobin. Gene Ontology annotation, molecular function: calcium-dependent cysteine-type endopeptidase activity; protein binding. Gene Ontology annotation, biological process: proteolysis. NCBI's taxonomy places the organism in Eukaryota, Metazoa, Chordata, Actinopteri, Osteoglossiformes, Mormyridae. Bases 224 to 4663 code for a protein of 1479 amino acids. The transcript has 35 exons. The record is from RefSeq and is a predicted model, not a curated record.